AUGGCCUUUCCUCGUAUAAAUAACAUAAGAUUUUGACUUCUUCCCCCCUCUUUAUCUUUAUUAUUAACAAGAAGAAUAGUUGAAAUAGGGGCAGGAACAGGAUGAACUGUUUAUCCUCCUUUAUCUAGAAAUAUUGCCCAUGCAGGAGCUUCUGUUGACUUAGCUAUUUUUUCUCUUCAUCUAGCCGGAAUUUCCUCAAUUUUAGGAGCCGUAAACUUUAUUACCACAAUUAUUAAUAUACGAACAACAGGAAUCUCUUUUGAUCGAAUAUCUCUUUUUACUUGAUCUGUUAUAAUUACAGCAGUUCUAUUACUUCUAUCUCUCCCUGUUCUAGCAGGAGCUAUUACUAUAUUAUUAACAGAUCGAAACCUAAAUACAUCUUUUUUUGAUCCUGCUGGAGGAGGAGACCCAAUUUUAUAUCAACAUUUAUUUUGAUUUUUUGGCCACCCUGAAGUCUAUAUUUUAAUUUUACCAGGAUUCGGAAUAAUUUCUCACAUUAUUAGAAACGAAAGAGGUAAAAAAGAAACAUUUGGAACUUUAGGAAUAAUUUACGCUAUACUAGCAAUUGGACUUCUUGGUUUUAUUGUUUGAGCACAUCAUAUAUUUACUGUUGGAAUAGAUGUUGAUACCCGAGCUUAUUUUACUUCUGCAACUAUAAUUAUUGCAGUUCCUACAGGAAUUAAAAUUUUUAGUUGAUUAGCAACAAUCCAUGGAUAUCAAUUAUCAUAUUCUCCUUCUUUAUUAUGAGCAUUAGGUUUUAUUUUUUUAUUUACUGUUGGUGGAUUAACAGGAGUUAUUUUAGCAAAUUCUUCUAUUGAUAUUAUUCUUCACGAUACAUAUUAUGUUGUUGCUCAUUUUCACUAUGUAUUAUCUAUAGGGGCUGUAUUUGCUAUUAUAGGAGGGUUUAUUCACUGAUAUCCUUUAUUUUCAGGGUUUAACAUAAACUCAUAUCUUUUAAAAAUUCAAUUUUCAAUUAUAUUUCUAGGAGUAAAUUUAACCUUUUUCCCUCAACAUUUUCUUGGAUUAGCAGGAAUACCUCGACGAUACUCAGACUAUCCAGAUAUUUAUACCUCAUGAAAUAUAAUCUCUACUCUUGGUUCAUCAAUUUCUCUUUUAAGAAUUAUACUAUUUAUUUAUAUUAUUUGAAAAAGAAUAAUUUCAUACAAUCAAAUAAUUUUUCCUAUUCAAAUUAACUCAUCAUUAGAAUGAUUUCAUAACAUUCCUCCAGCAGAACAUUCAUAUUCUGAAUUACCUAUUUUAUAUAAUUAUCUAAUAUGGCAGAUUAGUGCAAUGAAUUUAAGCUUCAUAUAUAAAGAACCUCUUUUAUUAGAAAAUGGCAACAUGAUCAAACCUUAACCUUCAAGAUAGAGCAUCUCCUUUAAUAGAACAACUUAUUUUUUUUCAUGACCACACUCUUAUAAUUUUAGUUAUAAUUACUAUAUUAAUCAGAUAUCUAAUAAUUAUAUUAUUUUUUAAUUAUUUUACAAAUAAAUUUCUCUUAUCAGGACAAAUAAUUGAAAUUAUCUGAACAAUUAUCCCUGCAAUUAUUCUUCUAUUCAUUGCCUUCCCUUCACUUCGUCUUCUUUAUCUUUUAGAUGAAAUUAACUCUCCUUCAAUUUCUUUAAAAACAAUCGGACAUCAAUGAUAUUGAAGUUAUGAAUAUUCAGACUUCAAAAUAAUUGAAUUCGACUCUUAUAUAAUUCCUAAUAAUGAACUUAAUAAUUUUAACUUUCGAUUACUUGAUGUAGAUAAUCGAAUUAUCCUUCCUAUAAAAUCUCAAAUUCGAAUUAUUGUAUCUGCAACUGAUGUUCUUCACUCUUGAACAAUUCCAUCAUUAGGAGUAAAAAUCGAUGCUUCCCCUGGACGAUUAAAUCAAACAAAUUUUUUAAUCUAUCGUCCAGGCUUAUUCUAUGGCCAAUGUUCAGAAAUUUGCGGAACUAAUCAUAGUUUUAUACCUAUUGUAAUUGAAGCAAUUAAAUUAAAUUACUUUAUAAACUGAUUAAAAAACUAUAACUAAUC
This is a messenger RNA of Phlebotomus argentipes, 2019 nucleotides long. RefSeq names its product cytochrome c oxidase subunit 1-like. The transcript has a single exon. Gene Ontology annotation, biological process: mitochondrial electron transport, cytochrome c to oxygen; electron transport coupled proton transport. NCBI's taxonomy places the organism in Eukaryota, Metazoa, Arthropoda, Insecta, Diptera, Psychodidae. The record is from RefSeq and is a predicted model, not a curated record. Gene Ontology annotation, cellular component: membrane. Gene Ontology annotation, molecular function: cytochrome-c oxidase activity; heme binding.